AAUCAUCUUCAGUGUGCACUGACUAGCAGCGGUCGGUGGCGGCGGCAUACUCAGUACGUCCCGGGCGGCCAGAGGAACACCUCGUCCGUUUUGAAUGUUCUAGCCAUCACAAACAUCCUCUGUAUUCCGAUAAGCGUCAGCCAUGGCGACAACCUUUUCUGCGUCCGGUGAAGAAGCGAUCAAACACCAUGUAGACCUGGAAUCCUGCCCUUCAGCACAGCGUCCGAGGUGUUCAGAUAUUCUGGAAUUCUUUGAGAUCGAACAGACAGCCAAGGAGAUCAGGGAUGGUGAUUACAAGCGGAUAGCAUUGCAAUUUCCGGACGAACUCCUGCACGAGUCUGUCCCCAUAUAUCGGCUGCUAAAGCAACGAGUCGAUGAGGGACAAGAGAUGUAUGUUCUGGCCGACACGUCGUACGGCAGUUGCUGCGUGGACGAGGUAGCUGCGCAACAUGUGGAUGCAGACUUCAUAGUCCAUUACGGCCAUGCGUGUCUAAGCCAAACGUCAAGACUACCUGUCAUCUACGUCUUCGGAAGGAAGCCAAUCGACGUCCACUCAUGCGUUAAGCAGAUUGUAGAUGUGAUCACUUCCAAUGCCAAGGACGUUUCAUCUGUGCUCAUCCGUCACGAUGUCGCUUAUUCAUAUCGAGCGGGAGAGAUAGUCAAAGAACUUCGAGACAAAAUAGCUGCAACAACGACACGAAUUGUGUAUCAUAAUGUCCCGACGAAGAUGGAGCCUUCGUCACUUCAGUCACAAUCAGAUUCAAGCCCAAUAACGAGCAGGCAUGAAGACAACGAUGCACCACAACCGAAAUACAGCGCAGGUUUGGUAGAGGACGACAGCAUCAUAAUUUAUAUCGGCGGCGAGGGCCUUGCUCUCACAAACAUCCUUAUGACUCACUCCUCGAACGAGGUGUACUCAUACAACCCUGCAACGAAUGUUGUACGACUGGAAUCGGGGCGCACAAACAAGCUCCUGAUGCGUCGCUUUGCCGUAGUCCAAAAGGCGCGGGACGCAGACGUGUUUGGGAUUCUUGUCGGUACGCUUGGUGUCGCCUCGUACCUCUCCGUGAUAACCCACCUUCGCAAUCUUCUCUCUCGUGCUAAGAAGAAGAGCUACACAAUUAGCGUCGGGAAGCUGAACCCAGCUAAGCUUGCCAAUUUCAUGGAGAUCGAGUGUUUUGUGCUGGCAGCUUGUCCCGAAAAUAGCCUCAUCGACUCAAAAGACUUCUUUAAACCCAUCGUCACACCUCACGAGCUUAAGGUAGCUCUGCAGCCUGAGGGUACUUGGCUGGGACGAUAUGUCCUCGACUUUGGCCACCUGAUCACGGAAAAUGAAUACACGGCUCCGCCCACGAAUGAAGCAGUCAAGGAUACAGAAGGUGAAGAAGCAGACCUUGACCGACCCUCUUUCUCUCUCGUUUCGGGGAAGUACAGACAAGCUCGACGAUUUGGAGUCGAAAAAGACAGGGCCGGUGUUAGUGACAGCAGAGAUGCCUCCGCAGUAGUUAUUCGAAAUCAGGAGACCUCGGUAGCAGAAAUCUCGGAUAGUGCUGCUGCUCUGUUCUUGCAAUCGCGGACGUACCGCGGUCUCGAUGCAAGAGUUGGCGAGGACAUACCGAGCGUGUUAGAGCAGGGAAGGAGCGGGACUGCUCGUGGUUAUACUAACGAACUCCCUCCCCCGAGCGUGUAGGGCCUGCCUUUCCUUGUGCUCUGCAUUAAAUGCUUGCAUUCUAGGUAGCGGGAACCUUUAUUUUCGACAGCAUUCUCGACCCACGUACAGAAAAAAUAGAAAUACAGCAACCAAGAAGUCGUGAACCCGUGAAAUGUGACACUCCUCACGAAUCGCUCUCAUACCUUUUACUUUCCCUCGUGUACGAGGGAGACGAGCCGCUCAUCAUCCGGAGAGACGUCCCAUCCAAAAAGGAUGAAGG
This is a messenger RNA of Pisolithus orientalis, 1931 nucleotides long. Its product is annotated as putative diphthamide synthesis protein-domain-containing protein. The transcript has 11 exons. Gene Ontology annotation, biological process: protein histidyl modification to diphthamide. Gene Ontology annotation, molecular function: 2-(3-amino-3-carboxypropyl)histidine synthase activity. The coding region runs from base 143 to 1690 and encodes 515 amino acids. The record is from RefSeq and is a predicted model, not a curated record. Lineage: Eukaryota; Fungi; Basidiomycota; Agaricomycetes; Boletales; Pisolithaceae.